GUUCUGAUGUCCGACAGUACUUGAAGGCCACAUCACCAUAGUGGGCUAGUCGGUGUCAGUAGCCACAUCACCAGCAACCAGCCACCACCAGCGGCUGCAGUAGGUACAACACUGAGACGAAGACAGGGAAAUUGCAGCAACACAGAGGGCGGUUGGCAGCGGACAUUUCCUUCACAUAGAGGUCACGCAGAGGACCCUCACAAAGGCCAGUCACUGCAAACCCACACAGACAGAGCCAUGGUAGAAUACUAUCAGAUAUUAGGAGUUCAGAAAAAUGCAACGCCAGAGGACAUCAAAAAAGCCUACAGAAAAUUGGCACUGAAAUGGCAUCCAGACAAGAACCCAGACAACAAGGAAGAAGCAGAGAGAAGGUUCAAAGAGCUGUCAGAGGCAUAUGAAGUGCUCUCCGAUGAAAACAAGAGGAGUAUUUAUGACCGAUACGGCAAAGAAGGCCUUUCAGGAGGAGGAGGAGGAGGAGGAGGCCAUUUUGAUCACUUUGGCGGCGGCGGCUUCACAUUCCGUAAUCCUGAGGACGUUUUCAGGGAAUUCUUUGGUGGCAGAGAUCCAUUUGGAGAUUUUUUUGCUGAUGACCCCUUUGACGAUUUCUUCGGAGGCGGCCGCAGUCGCCAGAGGGGCGCAAGCCAAGGCAGGAUGGGAGGAUCGCUCUUUGGUUUUGGUGGCUUCCCAGGGUUUGGAUUCUCAGGGUUUGAUUCAGGUUUUACCUCAUUUGGAGACAUGGGUGGAGGAGGAAUCACUUCCUUCUCUUCUUCAUCUUUUGGCGGUGGGGGAGGAGGAAUGGGUAACUUCAGAUCUGUGUCGACCUCCACCAAGUUCAUCAAUGGCAGAAAAAUUACUACAAAACGGAUCGUGGAGAAUGGCCAGGAGCGGGUGGAAGUGGAGGAGGAUGGUCAGUUAAAAUCCCUAACAGUUAAUGACGUUGCAACCGAAGACCCCUUAGAGGAAGAGUUUCGUCGCCGCAGACAAAACACACUUCCUGUCCUUGGCUUACACCAACGCUACCUGAGGAACUCCGCCCAAAACCCCUCAGAGGAAGAGGAGGAGCACAGCCUACAGAACAUGGGACUAACAAGAGGACACACAGACACCAAGAGGAAGAAACUGUGGCUGAAGGAGGCAGAGUCCAAAAAGAAAAGGGGUCCUCGACUCUUCCCUCGGUUUGGUGGACUUGGUGCCUUUUUUUAAACACCCUCAGCCAAACAUUUAGACACACACAUAUGCAGUAUUUGUUGGCAGAAGUGCCACCAGUCAUACGAGGCAUUAGUACGUUGUUGCUAAUAUGUAUCAGAGGCCCAGCAUCCUGACUGCUGCACCAUAUCUCCCUUUGUCUACCAGCAUCACUCCUGCCUGCUUUCAUCAGCCUGCAGAGACCUGCCUUCAGCGUUUUGUUUUGUCCUGCAUUGUCCUGCAUUGUCCUGUAUAUUUACUUCUUUUUUUUUUUUUUUGCUACAUUGCUGUAUUUAUUGUGGUGGGUCCUGUGGAUGUACACUGAGCAUUCAAAACCUUAAUCAAUCUCCUGUGAAGUGUGUCUGAAACAGUUUGGGUGGAAGUAGAAUUACUGUAGCAGCCUUGUUUGUGAUAGGGCUGAAAAUAUUUGCAGUAAUAUUGUAUAGCAUGUGAGAAUAUGUGAAGGUCGAGCUAUUCAGUGAAUUCUUUUUUUUUCAGUAGAGACAUGGAGAGAAAGGUCUGUGAAGGUAGAGUAAGAGUAAAGCAGAAUGAAAGCAUUAAAGAGUGAGUUUUAUGAUGGAAAAGAAGUAAACAUGUUGUCUUCACUCCUCCAUCACACAUGGAAAGUGACUAUCAACACUCUGGCAAUAACACUCUCCAUUCAUUUACUGCUACCCCCACAGGGUCAAUAACAGUUAUUAUCCCCCUUCAAAUUCAUUAUUUUCUUUUUUUUGUGGGAUUCUUUGUACUGAGUGGAUUCAGCAACAAAUUAACCUUUCAUAGGUGUUUUUGUAAAGGAUUUCUUAAACUAAAAUGUGGUCUCGUUUAUGUGAUUUGUCCUUGACACGAGGUGGAAGUGUGGAAAUGUUAAAGAUAUUUUUUAUGGACUCCUCUCAGAUUCUUGAAGAAAAACAUUUUCUCGUGGGUAGUCAACUUUUUCUUGUUUUGUAUAUCAAGGUUCAAUUCAAUUAUAGUUACAUGACACAGGAUUGUAUAAUGUACGAUUAGAGCCCUCCCGUUCCGUUCUCAUCGCAUGCACAGGGACAAAAUGAUUUUGCUGUAAAUUGUUCUGUGGAGCCUCUGGGCAUCCAUAACUGACACUCAACAUAUUUUUAGGUAAGUAAAACAAACAUUUAAAAUAAAAACUGGUUCAAACUCUCCUGAUUCUUUUUUCCAAAACUUUUUUUUCUAAA
This is a messenger RNA of Scatophagus argus, 2378 nucleotides long. It is a transcript of the gene dnajb6b, whose product is annotated as DnaJ heat shock protein family (Hsp40) member B6b. The transcript has 10 exons. The coding region runs from base 238 to 1203 and encodes 321 amino acids. Lineage: Eukaryota; Metazoa; Chordata; Actinopteri; Scatophagidae. Gene Ontology annotation, molecular function: ATPase activator activity; Hsp70 protein binding. The record is from RefSeq and is a predicted model, not a curated record. Gene Ontology annotation, cellular component: cytosol; endoplasmic reticulum membrane. Gene Ontology annotation, biological process: protein refolding; positive regulation of proteasomal ubiquitin-dependent protein catabolic process.